GGGCCGGCGGCGGCGGCAGCAGCAGCAUCAAAGAGCCCCGAUUCCUGCCGCCCUGGGAGCCAUGCGCUGCUGUCUGUAAUGUCAGCGGAACAGGAGAAGGACCCCAUCGCCCUGAAGAGAUCCCGAGGUGGUGACAGUGGAUUGGAUGGGUUAGGAGGACCAGGAGUACAACUUGGAAGCCCGGAUAAGAAAAAGCGCAAAGCAAAUACACAGGGAUCAUCAUUUCCUCCUCCAUCUGAAUAUGCUCCACCGCCGAAUCCAAGCUCUGACCACCUUGUAGCUGCAAAUCCCUUUGAUGACAACUAUAAUACCGUGUCUUAUAAACCUUCAGGAAAUCCAUAUUUUAGUAAUCCUGGUUAUCCUGGCUUUGGAGGCUAUAACACUUUCAGAAUGCCACCUCACAUGCUGCCCAGAGUGUCCUCGCCAUAUGGUGGUUCUUAUUCCCUCAGAAACCAACCACAUCCUCUUCCUCAAAACCCCGUUGGAAUGGGUUUUAGUCGACCCCACUCUUUCAGCUUUGGUCCACAUGAUAACCCAGGUUUUGGAAAUCAACCUCCAUAUAGUAGUGGUCAGAUAAAUCAAAAUGUCAAUAUACCUGGUCAGCAUUUCAGACCAAAUCCCAGUGAAAACUUUGGCCAUUCUGGUCAGAUGCCUCACCCUGAUGUGCCAUCUAACUUUGGUCCUGGAAACAAUCCAAAUUUCCCAAAUUCUCAGCUAGAGUCAAACCAUGCUUUUGUUCCUCCACCAAACACGUACAACCAGACAAAAUCAUCAGCACAAAAGCAGGACUUUAGUCAAGGUGCAAGCAAAGCAGCCAGCCAGAACACUGCUGCUCAUCAGCAUCAUCACAGGACAGAGGAUAUUGUGAGUCAAGGUAACAGUGACAUCAAAAAUGUUACUCGAAACAAUGCGGUAAAUCAGGAUAAUAGCCAUUCUAGUAGUGCUGAUAACGCUAAUGCUGGUCAUUCAAAUGGGACUCAGAGUAAGUCCCGCCAGCCUCGAGGUACUGCUGAAGGAUGCAACUCUGAAAAGAGCAGCAAAACACCCCUUCAUCCCAGUCGUCAUGGUCACUCAUCCUCUGAACCUGUCUAUCCAUGUGGAAUUUGUACACAUGAAGUUAAUGAUGACCAGGAUGCCAUCCUGUGUGAAGCCUCUUGUCAAAAAUGGUUUCAUCGGAUCUGUACAGGCAUGACUGAGUCAGCUUAUGGUCUUCUUACAGCAGAAGCAUCAGCAGUAUGGGGCUGUGAUACUUGCAUGGCUGACAAAGAUGUCCAGUUAAUGCGUACGAGAGAGACUGCAGGACCACCUGCAUUGAAUACAGAUGGCUAGCAACGUGAACUGGUGAUAGUGGUUGAAAUACUUGCUAUGAAAAUUUGGUUACAAGUUGAUUACUUCACUUUCUGCAGACAAUCAGUUGUGUUUGAUUGCUGUCAUCUUUUUCCUUAAUCUAUUUUCAUUCAUAAACUUUCAUCUCAGCUUUUGUACUUGUAGUUUUAUGUGUGCAAAUGUUUUAUAGGAUGAGAUUUACCUUUUUUUUGGGUUCUGAUUAAACUGUAAGACAUAACUGACAACUGAUAAGACACAGGAUGUGCACGGACAAUUUUAGUGAAAGCAAAAUGUGCCUGUAUGAAUAGUCACUAACUUGCUAGUGUUAAUGUGUUAACUAACACUAGCAUUUAGUGCUUGGUUUUAACGGUACUAUAUUUUCAAGUAGUAAUUACUUUUUUGGAGGGGUGAAUGUCCAUUACUGAUGUUUGAUGUUCUUGCUAUCCAUACUUUGCAUAUAGUGGAGGUGACAUGGAAGAAUGUGCAGUACUAAUAGUUUUUUUUAUUUUAAGGUAAAUACAGAGAAUUUGCAUGUCCUUUUUCCUUAAGUAAACCAUUAACACUAUUCAUGAAACUAGCGAACUCUUACACACUUAUAUUUCCUUGACAAGCUACUGAUCUCUUGACUUCUCAGCAAAUACUUCUUUACAGAAGACUCUUGUUAAGUCUUGCAGUGUUUGGAAAUAGGUACAAAAUACGAUUACACUGGGAAAAGAACACAUGAAGUUCAUGAAGUCCAGUGCUUUAAAUCUAGAGCAUACCAAAACUAGGGUUCAGUUAUCUUAAGCACAUAGGUUAGGAUACAGUCUCUGAAUCUGUCUCAGUUGUGUGAUCAUGCACCUCUCUCUCAUCCUUAUUGAUAGUUCUAGUCUCCUGCCUCAGUGCUGCCUGGGAACAGCGAAUGAAUUAAUGUGGUGAAAGUCCUGUCCUUCUAGGGCUUUCAGCUAGAGUCUGCUCAGUUGUCCCGAGCAUACACAGUCCACUUGUCAUGAAGGAGGGUGCAAAGCAAUGGAGUGUGCUCAGCACAGGCUCUGAAUUGCAAGAUAAUUUGGCCAGCAAAGUCUUCCAACUAAGUUCUCACUACGGUCUCAGCCAGUCUUGCAGCAAAGGGGUGGGAAAUGUAGGGUGAAGAAAAAUACAGCUUUCAUGUGAGGUGAAUUUAGCUCACAUCAGGAGCGAGUAAUUAGAAGUUUUGCUUAUUUGCUAAACUUAAUAUGCUGCUGGCAAAUAUGAAUGGCACUAGAGCUUUGUAUGUGAUGCUAAGAAUUCUAUUUUAAUAUGGGUAAUUGAUCUUAUUCUUGAUCUCAAACAUACACGCGCACAAACACCCUUGCUUUUUUUAUGUGCAGAAACAUCUAGCCUUGACUUCAGCUGUAGCAAUGUGAUAAACUUACAUAUCCACCUGAAAAGGAGUGCUUCUGCAGAGAGAAGUGUUGUUUUGACUUAAAAGGUGGCACUGUAAUAACAGAUACUGCUCCUAGUACCACCAUGUUAGAAACUUUUAGUUUAUAAACAACAGUUAAAUCAUGUCAAGCAAUAAAGGUACUAGUCAUGCUCCUUAAUGUGAUAAAUUGUUCAGAUCUAUGGUGAUGAGUGAUGUAGAAGCCUAUCUAGAAUACCAUCAAAGAGGUACAAAGAGGUAGUUUUUAUGGUAAGCUAUGACAAUGAAUGAAAAGUCCUGUUUGCUAGGUCACCAUUUUUUUUCAAUUUGAAAUGGGAUCUACUGUGGUACUUUCCUGGGAGAUACUGUGCAGAUAGUAAUUGUCCUUAUUUUGUUUUAGAAGUGCAGGUUGUGCCUAUUCUUUCACUAGGGAAGUAUAGUAUUGCCGCUUUCUUUUUUUUCCCCUUCUCUCAUCAGGAAAAAGGAAAUAAUGCCUAAAGUGUAAAUGACACAAUUUGUAUCUUGAGGAUUUCCUGUGUGGAGAUGUAAAGAAGGUAUAAGGCAGAUCUGGGGCUUCUGUUUUCAUCACUGUUUGCUUUGUUUAGUACAAAGACUAAAUUUAAUUUAUUUUGAUAGAGUUAUGAUAUUUGAAAACAAAAAAACAGCCAAGCAACAACCUCUGUUGGAGAGACUUAUCCUUCAGUAGUUUUCCUAAUGACCGACUGUUAGAAUUUUCUUCCGUUAUCUAAAGUAGAAAUUAAACUAAACCUUGUUUAGAUAGGUUUAUUCCUUUGGGAGUCAGUUUAAUGUCUGCAACAAUUUGCGUUGUGAAGGUAGUGGAGCUGUUUCAGACCUGCAGAAAUGUGAAUGAGAAGAAAAAUUUUGCUCAGUGAAAAUUCAACAAAAGCUCCGAUGAUUAUGUUGUUACCCAAGUGUGCUUUUCGCAAUACCUUUUCCACUCCCACAAGGCAUUCCUUUUGUGUUUGGGGCAUUUGUUCUCAGAAGCCCAGUGAAUGUUUUAACAUUUUGGAGCAGAGAUUAUAUUUCAAAUUUCUUACUCUCUUCCUCAACCCUACAUGAAGUUAGGUGUUUUCUGCGUUAGCUAGCAAAGCAUUAAAAUUUAGAGUUCUUACAAACUUAAAAUCAACUGGAUUAAAAUUUAUAAGGCCUUAAGUUAUGUAAUUGUGAAACUUAUUCUAACAAUUGAUUUCACUUUUUCUAAACUGGUACUAUGUUGGGUUUGUAACCCAGUAAAUUUUCUGUGUUUAUUAACCUCCUAAUUUAAGACGUUGGUAUAUGCCAAUCACAUAAAAUAAAAACCAAAUGAACAAUAAAUUCAAACUUGUUAUCACACUGAUCAUAGAGAUAUGACUGGCAGGAUCUUCAGAAGUCAUCCAGCUAAUAUGCUUGCCCUACUGAUGUGCUCUUGGCAGAACUGGACUUUAUCUAGACAGAGGGUUAUACUUUGUUUUUCUCUGCAUGUAUCGACUAGUAGUAGUUCAAGUAUGCACAGGAAAAACAACAAUCAUGUUUUGUUAGUAAGGUACUAGGAAAAUGUCAGCUGGUUAGAAUUAGAGAUUAGUUAUAGAGUGGGUGGGUAGGAGGGAGGGUUGAUUAGAAUAGGUGAGGUUUUUUUGUAAUACUCUACAUGAAACAAUUUGUACUGAGCUAUCAUGUGCUUCUUUCAUUGCUAGUGAUUUAGACUGUACGGGUGCUGCACACCAAAGAUAUUGCAAAGAUUUUGUAAACAUACAAACCUUAACAUUCUUGUGGGAAAGGCCUGUGUCAUUUUAAAAUAGCUCCUCGUCAUGAUCAGAAAUGCAGCCAAUAUUGCCCAGAAUGUUCUCCUUCCCCACCUCUCCCCCCUCCCAUUUUUUUUCCCCCCCUUAGGCUGGGAUUGAACUAUCCGUAAUACUUGGGGGGAUUUUGCCAGAGAUCAGUUUUAAGUGAAUGAAUAUGUAAUUUGCUCUUUAAAUGUCUGUUUGGUUGGUGUCAGGGUGACAGUGCUGCAUAUAGGCUAGAGGGUAGAUAUCAAAAAUCCCGUCUGACUUUUUUUACUGAUCCUUUCUAUAACUUGAGACAAGUUGGUUAACUGUUUGUGCCUCCAUCUCUUUUUUCAGAAGAUGGGAACAAUGCUUACUUCCCAAGGGUGCUUAGAGGCCUAGUUAUUGUUUGAGAUCUUCUGAUGAAAGAGACAAGACAAAAGUAAUAAAAUUUGCUCUAUUUAAAACAAAAAUAAAAUUUUGGGAGCUGCUCAAAGAAUAUACUUUGUGACGGCUGAAGUUUUUAAUCUUAAGACCUUGUUUUGUAACUGUAAUUUUAGGCUUAACUUGAAGCAUGUGAAAAUUAACAAAGUCGGUGGAACUGCAUGCACGUAGUCAAGAACGUUUCAAGUGUUUGCAGUUUGGGGCCUAUAUUUGUGAGUGAAAUGCUUUUUAUGGUUUGAGAUCUUUACAAAAUCAGUGGUGUUCAAAUGUCGCACCUUUUUAAUGUUUGUCUCUAUUCCAACUUAAUACAAUAACACAUCUGCAUUAAAUAUCUCUUUCAUUUUAUAAAUAAACAUUGCCUGGCAGUAAAAGUAUUGGUGUAACAUUUUUUUAAAAAGGAAGUCAUGCUUCUUAUCAUGUUGUAUGUGACUUAUGACUGUUUCAUAUUAAAACUAAUAUUUCCUUAUGUACUGCUUAAAUAUACCUGUUUUGGGAUAUCAGUUCAGUACUUUUUAUACAAUCUUGAAUGUGUUCCACAUUGGUGACAUGUAUUUUUGCAACAACUUUUUUGUUUCAAUUUUAAAUUAGAGCAUGUCUGAAGUAAUACAUGCAUUAGUGCUGUGGUGUGUGGCAAAGUUAAUGUAUGUAAUUCAAAUUGGAAAAAAAGUUUCCAGACUUUGUCCAAUAUUAACCCUGUGGCCAGGGAUGAAAUUACUAUGUAAUACAAAUUAUUUCAUAUCAUGAUGUGUUUUAAGCUACUCUAUGAAGUAUGUGAAACAUUGUUUAUGGAUUGGUAGCUGGCAUGGUAUCUUGCAUAGGAUGAGGUCUGAUAGAUGAUAGCAAUCCAUGGUAAUUAAAACUUCCUACCUUUCAGAACACGCAGCACUUAAUGUGCAUUGUCAUCUUAUCCCUAUAAUUGUUAGUAUGAAUUUCUUAAUAUUAUCCACUGACAAAUGGGUGAACAUUUCAUAAUAAUCUCAUGGGUAUGAAAAUUCUAUUCUAAUACUCUUUACUUGGUUUACAAAACAUUUAGUUUUUUUAUCUAUUGGAUGUGACUAGAUACAUGCAGGAGGAUCUAGAACUGGAUGUAUUUUAAAGUUACUGUGGAAUUACCAAGUUUUGUCUGAAGCUUUCUAUAUUAGAAUAGAUUCUUCCUUAAAAUUGGAAAAUUAAGUGUACUUAGCAGAGCUCUUAAGGCAAUAUAACCAUUCUAUGCUACAUCUUGACUUACGCACAUUCACUUCUUUGUAUGGGGUUCCUCUGAUUUCUUGUUGGCUUGUGCUUUAUAUGGAAAUAAAGGAUCCCUUUAGUGCCAUAAUAUUUUGUGUUAUCAGUUCUGAGGUAAUUAAUUCUGAAUGGUAUUCAGACCCCUAGAGAGGCUGCCUAUAGCUUGGAAUAUUCAGCAUCGCCCUUAGUUUCCUGGUUCAGAAAUGGCUUAUCCCAACAUCAUAUGGAAUGCCUAUUUUUGUAUUGUUUGUCAGAUGUAAUUAAUUUUUCCUUUCAAGUUCUAACAAACUGUCUCAAAAUAAUUUUUGAUCCAACCCAAUAGUUUAUGCACUGUAAUUCAGGAAUUGCUGUAUUGGAUAUAGUUUGGGGCUAGAGUCCUGAGAGAUGUUGUGACUUUUUAGCCUAGACAUUCAUCUUCUAUGUGAUGGUCUAAAUCUGAACUUCUGUAUAACUUAGAGGGCAAGCUUUUUCCUUUCUUUUUUUCUGAAGUGUGAAAUACUGUGGAAUUGAGGGCUUUUUUACUUAAAAGACAGUCUCUCUUCCAAGCUUUUGUGCAUGGCCUUUAGAGGAGACACUGUGUUAUUUAGAGCCUUCUGACUUGGAGGAAUUUUUUUCCACAUGUCCUUUCUGUGUUUAAGAUGAAUUUAAAAAGGCAAGUUACCAAUCUCCUGCUGUCCAAACAGAACAAAAUAUAAGCUGUUUAAGAUUGUUGACAUGUAUUUUUUUUGUUAAUAAUGAUGCAAUAUUUUACCUUUUAGAAGAACAUAUAUCAGAAUCUGAUUCAAACAUUCUUGGAAAACGUAUAUGGUAGAUUUUUGUCCACCACUGUAUGUAACUUUGUCGCUUUCUGUUGUCUGGUUUCAGUUUCUCUUAAAAUAAAGAUGAUUUU
Colius striatus (speckled mousebird) is the source of this 7030-nucleotide messenger RNA. RefSeq names its product dynein axonemal assembly factor 4 (gene DNAAF4). Bases 79 to 1329 code for a protein of 416 amino acids. Lineage: Eukaryota; Metazoa; Chordata; Aves; Coliiformes; Coliidae. Gene Ontology annotation, molecular function: nuclear estrogen receptor binding. The record is from RefSeq and is a predicted model, not a curated record. The transcript is spliced from 3 exons. Gene Ontology annotation, biological process: outer dynein arm assembly; inner dynein arm assembly; heart development.